GCGGCCUCAUUUUGGCUGCCCCAGCAUCGCCCCGCCGACGCCGACGCCGCGCCAGGAACCCGCCGCAGCAUCUUCGGCUGUCCCAUCAUCGGCCCAGCCGCCGCCACCGCCACCGCGCCGCAAAACAACAGCAUGGAGGCCACGGGCCUGGAAAUGGAGGCCGAGCCCAUUACGUACGGCAGCAUCCCCUCCGAAGCCGAGGCGCCACAAAAGCGAAGGCGGCGCGCCCCCUACGCCGUCGUCGGCGGCUGCCUCGGUCUCGCCGCGGUGGCCGGCGUCGCGUCGACGAAGACGCGCACGUCCUUAGCGGUCAAUGAUUAUCCUCAUCCUCAUGCGUCCGCGCCUUCUCACGGCUGUGCGAUGAUCGACGACGUGCUGUCGACCUGCAAUCGCGACGCGGGCGACGACUUGCCGCUCUUACAAGGCAUGGACGUCAUGUCGUACUUCGACGCGGCUUCGGGUCUCAUCGACGAGCCCCUUCGAGGGACUUCGGAGUUCUCGUACAACUACCAGGGCAACUUGUUAUACUUCUCGAGCGAGAAGAACAUGAACACCUUCUCCUAUGAUCCUACCAAAUACAUGCCGUCUGGCGGGGGCUAUUGUCCGCUGGCCAUGUCGGGGCUCGAUCCCGCCCUGUCGUGGGUGUGUACGUCGGUCUCGCCGGUGGACCCGUUAUCGUACGAGGUCGACACGCAGGGGCGGUUGUGGCUCUACCGGGAGCCCUCGGCUCUAUAUUCGAUGGCUGAGGUGUAUGAGGACUGGUUGGCCUCUGAAGUGGGCGGCGUCUCGCCCUACUCCCAGGCCCAGGCGAACUGGGCCAACCUCGUGGCUCAAAGAACGGGCACGGGCGAGCUCUACCCGCCGACGAUGAUGAACAAAAACACGAAGGAGUGCAUGGACCUCUACGGGCUGUUGAAGAGCGACCAGGACCGAUAGUGCGUAAGGCGAAAGUAGUAGU
Molecule: messenger RNA, 958 nt
Organism: Pelagomonas calceolata
Lineage: Eukaryota; Pelagophyceae; Pelagomonadales; Pelagomonadaceae
Source: the annotation of a GenBank genome assembly